This is a messenger RNA of Corticium candelabrum, 1038 nucleotides long. RefSeq lists its product as uncharacterized. The record is from RefSeq and is a predicted model, not a curated record. The coding region runs from base 32 to 919 and encodes 295 amino acids. The transcript has 2 exons. NCBI's taxonomy places the organism in Eukaryota, Metazoa, Porifera, Homoscleromorpha, Homosclerophorida, Plakinidae.
CAUUUUCUUGUCUCAGACUUGUUUGUUCAACAUGAGUGCUCUACCACAAGUCGAAAGUCUUGCACAGGCCGAGGAGAAAGACGACGUUUCCCUUGUGUGCCGUUGCAUUGCCGAUCUCGACAAAGCCAGCAGUGUCCUCGGUUCUCUUUUCUCAGAGGUAGAACAAGUCGUCAGUCCGGAUCUCACUUUGACUUUGGAAUCAUUGUUGCGUCAGCUAGGACAAAAGUUAGCAAAUAUGACGUCAUCUUGCCAAAUGCGCUUCGGCGAAGUGAAAGGCGAUCUGUCCAGUUGGAGAGACGUGAGGGACACUUUUCUGCAUCAGUCACGUCAGUACUGGAAUGUAGGAGUCGGAAAACUGACAGAAGAAGCGCACACACAGCUGUCUGGAGAAAAAGUCGAACGUCAACUUGUCGUUCUUUUGUUGCAUCAUUGUGUUACUCGUCUGGAAGCGGUAAAAAAAACAACACAGAGAUGGAAAGAAACAAGAGCGUUUCAACGUUUAGAUUCAAACAUGAGAGAAAUACUAAAGGAGAUCGAAGAAGCCAAUGCCACCACACCUUGGUAUUACUUUUCUUUCUCUAAUUGGCUUAAAUUUGUUGCCAACACAAUUUCUAAAGUGUUACCAACGACCGAGGCUAGUGCAGAAAGUGAGGUGCAAGAACAUUCCGAUCUAAGAGAAUCUAUCGCCCAAGUGAAACAGAAUGCUCAACAUUUGAUCGACAUCUUUAACUUAAUUGAUAAAUUGGUACUGGCUCUUAGCAGCGCAACCUCGGAUGUCAUUGGCUGUUGGAAUGUUAUUCAGUCAAGAAAUGAAAGUCAAACAAAGACAGAAAAGUUUGAAGACAAAGCACUGGUUGCAACAUUGAAGUCAUAUCUUGAUAAACUGGCAUCGUGCAGCCUGUCAAGCAUUGAACAAUAAUCAGUGACUGAUGACACUGUUCUACUAAUAGACUGAGUAGCUUGUCUGCUGACAUUGUUGUAGCACACUUUAUGCAAAAUGCCAGCAUUUGUGUUUUUGCAUCUAUAAUUUGAGUUGCU